UUUUUUUAUUCUAUUUUCUUUCAAACACAACGCUCAUUCUUUCUUCACUCACUCACUCACUCUCUCUCUUUUCUGUCUCUUCAUUUAAAAAAUAAACCACACCUUGACGAUUCGUUUUGAGUAACUCUUUUGUCUCAGGCCAUGAAUACAGCAAGGUCUCCGUCUAGGAACCAACACAAUACAAACAACAAUAGCAUGGGCUCAAACUACAACAUCUAGGCGUGCCAAAGUGGCCAGCAUGGCACAAAUGGACAUCUCAUCUAUUCCACUCACAACCAAACCCAUAACAACUCGGUCAGCUUCUUUACCAGGUUCUACCACUGCUACGCCUACUAGCAACCCGAGGGACGGUGGCUCUGUCACCUCAGAUGAUGGUACUGUCUCUGAAGACUCUGAUCUAACUCGGGACGACAUCUUACACCUAUUGUCAGGCGGUCAGGCCGGUGUGGCUGGUGGUAUCAGCUUACCCUUCGAUGGUUCCAGUCGGCAUAGCAACAGCACCUCAACAUCCAAAGUCGGUGUGGUAGGAGCCGGUUCCGGAGGAAGCACAGGUCGGCCGCGAACAGGCGAGUACGGUUGGAUACAUACGGAUGGCAGCAGUUAUACCAGUGGCGGCGGAGGAGAUGACGCAUCCUCUGCAAUUAGUGUGAACUCCACAGUCUCUACCUCGACUCAUCUGACUACCCGAUCAAACAAGGGUAACAUUUCCGCAGCGGCAGCAGCUAAUGCAGCAGCCAAUAAACAAGCCGAAGACAGUCGGCCCUCACUUCUAUCGAUCAACCAAUCCCUUGAGACUACUGUUCGGAAACAAGCAAGUAGAGUCCAAGAGCUCGAAACGCGAUUACAGUCUGAUGAUCAGGUCUUUAAACGACUGUGUUUCUCGAUUGAGCAAAUGAUCUGUGAGGCUAAGCAGGCUUUAGACCAAGCGACAAAAUCCACUGGUAUGCGAGUUUUUCGCUUUAUGAAAGACGAUGCUGAAGAUCAAGAUGACGACGAUACUCAAUCUGUAGAUCAGGAUCAAGAGGAGCACGGAACGAGCAAUAGAUAUUCAAUAGAGGCCACGAGGCAAUAUGAAGAUAGCACAGGUCAGAAAUUACAAAACAGCAAUCCUAAUGGCGAAAAUAACAGGUCCUCAUUAGCAUCCCCUCUCAGUAACA
This is a messenger RNA of Lobosporangium transversale, 1157 nucleotides long. RefSeq lists its product as hypothetical. NCBI's taxonomy places the organism in Eukaryota, Fungi, Mortierellomycota, Mortierellomycetes, Mortierellales, Mortierellaceae. The annotation marks the transcript as partial. The transcript has 8 exons. The record is from RefSeq and is a predicted model, not a curated record.